UGCAGUGCCGGUACUGAUAGUGUGUGCCACACACUACAGUUGUGUGUGUCCCAGGACGAUGUACCGCAGGUCCCCCUGCCACAAAGGCAGGGUCCACUUUGACUUCAGUGAGGAGGUGGUCAAAAAGCUUCAUGCGUCCACACUCAGUUUUGAUGUGGAGAAUGGGCCAUCGGCAGGCUGCAGUCCGCUGGACCCCCAGGCCUCCCCCGGCUCCGGCCUGGUCCUGCACACCAACUUCCCCGGCCAUAACCAGCGACGAGAGUCCUUCCUCUACCGCUCCGACAGCGACUAUGACCUGUCGCCCAAAUCCAUGUCCCGCAACUCCUCCAUUGCCUCAGAGCUGCAUGGGGAUGACCUAAUCGUCACACCUUUUGCUCAGGUUCUUGCCAGCCUUCGAAGUGUGAGAAACAAUUUCACAGUCCUCACUAAUGUACAGUGCACCUCAAACAAGAGAUCACCUGCGACCACCCAGCCCCCCAUCACCAGAGUCUGCCUCUCUGACGACUCGUACCAGAAGCUGGCCGUGGAGACCAUGGAGGAGCUGGACUGGUGCCUGGACCAGCUGGAGACCAUCCAGACGUACCGCUCGGUCAGCGACAUGGCCUCCAACAAGUUUAAGAGAAUGCUGAACAGGGAGCUGACGCACCUCUCAGAGAUGAGCAGAUCUGGCAACCAGGUGUCAGAGUUCAUCUCCAACACCUUCCUAGACAAACAGAACGAGGUGGAGAUCCCUCCGCCCACACCGAAAGCUCGGGAGAAGAAGAAGAAGCAGCAGUUGAUGACUCAGAUCAGCGGUGUGAAGAAGGUGUCUCAUGGGCCCAGUCUCAACUGCGGCAUCGCCCGCUUCGGUGUCAAAACUGACAAGGAAGACCUGCUGUCUAAGGAGUUAGAAGAUCUGAAUAAAUGGGGCUUGAAUAUCUUCACCGUGUCAGAGUAUUCCAACAACCGGCCUCUAACGUGCAUCAUGUACGCUAUCUUCCAGGAACGAGAUUUGCUGAAGACGUUUAAGAUCCCAGCAGAUACGUUUGUGACAUAUAUGAUGACACUGGAGGAUCACUACCACUCAGACGUGGCUUACCACAACAGUCUUCAUGCUGCCGAUGUGGCUCAGUCCACACAUAUUCUCCUCUCCACACCUGCCCUAGAUGCUGUCUUCACGGAUUUGGAAAUCUUGGCUGCCAUUUUUGCAGCAGCCAUCCAUGACGUAGACCAUCCUGGUGUUUCUAACCAGUUCCUCAUCAAUACAAACUCUGAGCUGGCCCUCAUGUAUAACGAUGAGUCAGUGCUGGAGAACCACCACCUAGCUGUGGGCUUCAAGCUCCUCCAGGAGGAGAACUGUGACAUCUUCCAGAAUCUCACGAAGAAGCAGAGGCAGUCACUCAGGAAGAUGGUCAUCGACAUGGUACUUGCCACAGACAUGUCUAAACAUAUGAGCUUACUAGCUGAUCUGAAGACUAUGGUGGAGACGAAGAAGGUUACCAGCUCAGGAGUGCUGCUUCUGGACAAUUACACAGACAGGAUACAGGUUCUCCGAAAUAUGGUGCACUGCGCUGAUCUGAGCAACCCAACCAAGUCUCUCGAGCUGUACAGGCAGUGGACAGACCGCAUCAUGGAGGAGUUCUUCCACCAAGGUGACCGUGAGAGAGAGCGAGGGAUGGAGAUCAGCCCCAUGUGUGAUAAACACACAGCCUCAGUGGAGAAAUCACAGGUUGGUUUCAUUGACUAUAUUGUCCAUCCGCUGUGGGAGACGUGGGCUGAUCUGGUCCACCCUGACGCCCAGGACAUCCUGGACACGCUGGAGGACAAUCGGAACUGGUACCAGAGCAUGAUCCCCCAGAGCCCCUCCCCGCCCUUCUACCAGGCCGAAAAGGAGGGCCAUGGCGGGGGGCCAGGGGGCGAAAAGUUCCAAUUCGAGCUCACCCUGGAGGAGGAGGACUCGGAAGGCACGGAAAAAGACGAGCAGAGUCAGGGAGAUGAGGAAGAGGAGGAGGAGGAGGCAGAAGAAGAGGAAGAUCAGGGGGAGGAGAUGGAGCCGGUUUCCACACACAUCCAGAUCGUGACUCAAGACGCCUCACCAGUGGACACAUAGGACCUCGCUGCCCGCAUUAGUGGGUAGUAACCAUUUUUUUCCUCGCAACCUUGCAGUUGAUGCUUUUUAACGAAGCCCAGAGAGGGGGCUUUUUUGGCCCUCUCGGGAGGAGGACGACUGGCCCUCCUUGCACUUGCGUGUGGAGCCAGUUUGGGUGGAGCUCUCAGGAAAUAAAUGCUGCAGACAUUUUGGAGCUGAAUGAUUGACAGGUGACUGUGUGAAACAUGAAGGAUCGGGGCCAACUGUAGACCUUUGUUUGUCUGGCAGGGCGAACGUUUUUGAGGAGUCAACACUACUGAGAGGACUGGAGUGUUUUUUGUACCAAGUGACUUUUUUUCUAAAGCUAUCUAUGGGGAUACGUCGGGGUAGCAUACGAACUACUGAUGAACAAGUAUUUGUAAAGAAAGAAACUGUUUACUUUUCUGUACCAUUUGUCUAAAGACUUUGUGUGCCUUUUUUACUAUUGUCUUUUUAAUAGUCUUUUUUAUUUAUUGAACACACUUUAGUAUAACUGUACAUGAAAAAUGUUUUUUUUGUUUUGUUUCGUUUUCUAAAGGCAAACCAGACAGCUUACCUGCAGAAUCAUUUUAUAAGCCGAAGAGAAAACUCAGUGUCUUCCUUUAUAUUUGGCAAUAUGACUAAAUAAUCCAAAUGUCUGACGUACGUUCAGAAAACUUAGAAAUGUAUAUUCCAGUGAAAGAUGCACUUUGUCAUUUUUAAAAAUUUUGUCUUUUUUUUUGAAUGAGCGCAUCAUGUAUACCCAUACAAUUCACUGUAUACUUAGUAUUUCAGAUCAAAGACCCAGGAUUUUGAAUCUGGCAAACUUAGAAGAGCUCUUACAAUCUAACUGUUUAGGAAUUUAAUGCAAUCUUCCUUUAGUUCUCUCUGUAAACUUCCCAUAUACUUUGACCUCACCUUAAUUCACCCAGUGCUGAAAGCUAUGCAGUUAGACCUGUCAGAAUUAGCUUUUGUGACAGUGAUUUUUAUUAUUUUCUUGUAAGGGGAUUGCUGCGGAAAAGACUCAACUAAACAAAUUUGAAUUGAAAAAUGAAAUAAAUCUUGAAAUUAAAUCUUGCCUGCUUUGGUCCUCGAAGACAAGGUUUAAAAAAAGCCUUCCGUUCAUUGACGUCAGUUGAAUUUGUGUCACCAUCACAGAGUACAUUUCCUGGGGUUUGAGCUAUCAGCUUUUGAUUUGAUGACAUGAUUAUAUCAAUCUCACUAGAACAAAUCAUCCCUAAGACCAGUGACACAUUUCUUUUAGCGUCUUAAACAUAGUUCUCCAGUUUUCCAACUUUGAACACCAAAACUGGUCAAGCAUACGGCUAACUUACCGUCAUAUUUGACCACGUUUGAAUAAUUGCCUUUCUUUACACACCAUAAUAUCCAUUACUCUCCAGUUUCUCUGGUCUAUGUCUCACCAGUAGGAAUAGUUUAUGGCCAAAGUAGCAUGCAGAAGCGUGUACGUGUGCGUGUAUGUGUGUCUUUGUAUGUAUGAGGAUUACAUCUGUCAUCUGCCCAUGCCCUUUUCACACAACUGUUUUGUUUGGUUUGUUUAUAUUAGCUCAAGUCGGUCCUUUGCUGUUCAUAACAGUGUAUUUAUUACCUUUGACUGUACAUAAGGAAUGAUGUUUCUUUGUAAAUUUAUUUUUAAUUUAUAUGCACUUGCAUUACCGAAAAUUGGUGGUGUUUUUUGUGUAGUGGGCUCUUGGAUUGAGUCUGUUAUAUUUGGUAAUACUGUUUUUUUGUUUUUGUUUUUUGUUCUAAAUAUUGAUGAAUAAAUAUAUAUCUAUAUAUAUAUAUAUUAUACUAUAUAGGCUAUAUAAAUAUAUCGCACAAUUUACAACUGCCCAGAAAAGUAGCUUAAGAGACACACAACCCAUUGGUUACGGGGGGAGUCUGUAGAUAAGACACAAGAACAUACUGUAGACAUUCUGUCAGAUAUUAGAAGCUUCGUGUAUCACUGUUUGGUGCAACAUCGAAAACUUGAUACCACAAGAUUGUACACAGAGUGGCACUCCAGCUGAAACCUCUACAGCUUUUUGAAUGCAGAUUGCUAAGAACGGCUCAGAAAUUUUUUUUAUACGUUGGACUCGCAAACCACACAUAUUGGUCACAAACGUCACAAUCUCUGAACACCAAUGUGAAAUUGAUAUGAAUUACAAAAAAUGUGAUCUUCUGUAAUUAUUUGUGCUAAUGUGAACUAUUUUUCUGACCUUGUUAGCAGUUUUGAAAUUCAAAUUGUCAGUAUAACUUUGUUCAUCUAUGUUUAAGAUCUUUUGGUCCGAUUUGUGUCCAAAAGGAUUAGGCAGAGUUAGUAAUAUCUGCAUGAGGGAUGGGUUUUUUCGUCUAGUAAUCCCACAUUGUUGCAGGUGAAUAUUCAAUGUUUCACACAAUGUAUGGUAUAAUAUUGUAUAUUGUGUUCAAUAAAAUCUAAAACUACUUUUCUAUGAAGUGAUUAAAAACGAAGCAUGAAUAUA
Molecule: messenger RNA, 4566 nt
Organism: Colossoma macropomum (tambaqui)
Lineage: Eukaryota; Metazoa; Chordata; Actinopteri; Characiformes; Serrasalmidae
Gene: pde4ba
Product: phosphodiesterase 4B, cAMP-specific a
Exons: 15
Coding region: 59-2089 (676 amino acids)
Biological process (GO): signal transduction
Cellular component (GO): perinuclear region of cytoplasm; cytosol; nucleus
Molecular function (GO): transmembrane transporter binding; 3',5'-cyclic-AMP phosphodiesterase activity
Source: RefSeq, a predicted model, not a curated record